AUGGGCUCCUCUCCAGGUCAAUUGUUUCUAGGCAGACCACUUCGUACCAAGCUUGACUUAUUAAAGCCGGAUUAUCAGAAGAGGGUUGAGCAACAACAGGAUAAACGAAGGAGGCGUCAGAUGUCUUUUAGCCCUGGGGAUAAAGUAUGGAUUAGAGUGUACCGGAGAGGACUACACUGUUGGGAGCUAGGACAAGUACAACAGAUUAUUGGAACCAGGUUGGUACAUGUAUUACUUUCCACUGGAGAGCAAGUUAGCAGACAUAUGGAUCAAAUGCAGAGAGCCAAAGAUAUAGAGGAGGAAACAACUUAUAGCUCUGAUAAUGAUAUCGAUAUUGAAGUAAGUCUGAGCCGCAAGCUUUUGCUUAAUGAAGCUCCAACAGAGGCUCCAGAAGCUCCAUCUCAGUCUCCAGAAGCUCCAUCUCCUCCUCCCCCUGCUACACAGAGAUAUCCUGACAGGGUUCGUUGUCCACCAGAUUGUCCCUGGUUUGUGAAUGACUUUUGA
Amphimedon queenslandica is the source of this 504-nucleotide messenger RNA. RefSeq lists its product as uncharacterized. Lineage: Eukaryota; Metazoa; Porifera; Demospongiae; Haplosclerida; Niphatidae. The record is from RefSeq and is a predicted model, not a curated record. Bases 1 to 504 code for a protein of 167 amino acids. The transcript has a single exon.